Closterium sp. Naga37s-1 is the source of this 474-nucleotide messenger RNA. The record is from the annotation of a GenBank genome assembly. NCBI's taxonomy places the organism in Eukaryota, Viridiplantae, Streptophyta, Zygnematophyceae, Desmidiales, Closteriaceae.
AUGGUUCAAUCUAUUCAUUUCAACUGUCACGUGAUUGUGCGUGUGUUUUCACGUGACAAACCCACCCACCUCUUGCCUCUUUCUCCCACCACCCACCUCGUCAUAAUCUCUACCUCCACCCCGCCAUCCUUUCUUUCCCACCACGCCGUCCUCUCUCCCUUCCACCCGCCGUCGCCUCCCACCCGCCGUCGCCUCUCCUUCCUACCCGCCGUCGCCUCUCCCUCCUCCUCGCCGUCGCCUCUCCCUCCUCCCCUCCGUCGCCUCUCCCUCCUCCCCGCCGUCGCCUUUCCCUCCUCCCCGCCGUUGCGUAUCCCUCCUCCCCGCCGUCGCGUAUCCCUCCUCCCCGCCGUCGCCUCUCCCUCUCGCCGUCGCCUCUCCCUCCUCCCCGCCGUCGCCUCUCCCUCCUCCCCGCCGUCGCCUCUCCCUCCUCCCCGCCGUCGCGUUUCCCUCCUCCCCGCCGUCGCCUCUGCGUAG